AUGGCCCAGGUGGCGACCGGCCGCCACAGGGGGGGGAGUCGUGUGGGGGACGUGCUGCCCCAAGCCUCCCUUGACAAGGCUGCCGAGUUGCUGGGCGGCAGGGGCCCUCCGUGCGCGGCUCAGAUCCGGUGGUGCGUUCGGCGGCAGGAACCGGGGGCAGAUGUUUCCCCGGGGUUGUGGGCCAGCGGGCCGCCCCUGCCGCUCCUCACUCGUGUGCCUCCUGCACCCCAAGUUGGAGUCCUGUGGCUCCUUCGUGGGUGUUUGAGCGAGUCGACUCCCGACCAGGCUGCUCUUUCUGUGGACCUGGUCCUUGGUUUCAGGCAGCACCAGGAAAGCUUCCAUGAGUUAGGCACUGGCAGUCUUAAGAAUAUUGCAGCAGGUGGUAUUGGAACAGGUGAUGGCUGUGGGCACAUAGUGACCUAUCAGGACAGCGGCACAAUGACGUCUAAGAAUUAUCCAGGGACUUACCCCAAUCACACUGUUUGUGAAAAGACUAUCAGAGUACCAAAAGGGAAGAGACUGAUUCUGAGGUUAGGAGAUUUGGAUAUUGAAUCCCAGACCUGUGCCUCUGACUACCUUCUCUUCACCACCAAUUCCGAUCAGUAUGGACCAUAUUGUGGAAGUAUACCUGUUCCCAAAGAACUCCUACUGAACACAAACGAAGUCACUAUUCGCUUUGAGAGUGGAUCCCACAUUUCCGGGCGGGGAUUUUUGCUGACCUAUGCCAGCAGCGACCAUCCAGAUUUAAUAACAUGUUUGGAACGAGCUAACCAUUAUUUGAAGCCAGAAUACAGUAAAUUCUGCCCGGCUGGUUGUAGAGACAUAGCAGGAGACAUUUCUGGGAAUCUGGUGGAUGGAUACAGAGAUACCUCUGUAUUGUGCAAAGCCGCCAUCCAUGCUGGAAUAAUUGCAGAUGAGUUGGGAGGUCAGAUCAGCGUGCUUCAGCUCAAAGGGAUAAGUCGAUAUGAAGGAAUCCUUGCCAAUGGUGUGCUUUCAAAAGAUGGUUCCCUGUCAGACAAGCGAUUUCUCUUUACCUCCGAUGGUUGCAGCAGAUCAUUGAGUUUGGAGCCUGAUACGCAAAUCAGAACUACUUGGCAGUGGGUCAGUGAGAUGGGAGAACAGCUCCAUUGGUCCCCUGGCCAAGCCCAGCUUCAGGACCAAGACCUAUCAUGGGCUUCGGGGGACAGCAGCAAGAACCGCAAACAGCGAGAAUGGCUGGAGACCGAUUUGGGAGAGAAAAAGAAAAUAACAGGAAUUAUGACCACAGGAUCCACACAGUCGAAUUUCAACUUUUAUGUUAAGAGUUUUGUGAUGAAGUUCAAAAACAGCAACUCCAAGUGGAGGACCUAUAAAGGAAUUGCAAAUAAUAAAGAGAAGGUGUUUCAGGGCAACUCUAAUUUUCGGGAUCCAGUGAGGAAUAAUUUUAUCCCUCCCAUCGUGGCCAGAUACGUGCGGGUUGUCCCCCAGACAUGGCACCAGAGGAUCGCCUUGAACGUGGAGCUCUUUGGUUGCCAGAUUACACAAGAUAAUGAUUCAUUGGUGUGGCGCAAAACAAGUCCAAAUACUGUUAGUUCAACUAAAAGAGAAGAUGAGAUCAUCACAAGCUCCAUCCCCUCAGAAGAAAUCCCCACAGGAAUAAAUGUCACAACUGUUGUUAUUCCACUGGUGCUCCUGGCUCUGCUGGUUGCUGGAAUGGGAAUCUUUGCCGCCCUUAGAAAGAGGAAGAAGAAAGGAAAUCCAUAUGGAUCAGCUCAGGCCCAGAAAACAGACUGUUGGAAGCAGAUCAAGUAUCCCUUUGCCAGACACCAGUCGGCUGAGUUUACCAUCAGCUAUGAUAAUGAAAAGGAGGUGACACAAAAGUUAGAUCUCAUCACAAGUGAUAUGGCAGAUUACCAGCCUCCGCUCAUGAUUGGCACCGGGACGGUGGCGAGGAAGGGCUCCACCUUCCGUCCGAUGGACACCGAGGAGGAGACCCCGCCUAGCGCCGAAGUCUGCGGCCACUACGACCGCCCCCUGCUGGCCGGCCGCCACGAGUACGCCCUGCCCUUGACCAACCCCGAGCCCGAGUACGCCACGCCCAUCGUAGAGCGGCACGCGGCGCGCGCGCACACCUUCUCCGGCUACAGGGUGCCGGGGCCCCGGCCGGCGCACACGCACUCACUGUCUUCCGGCGGCGCGCCCUACCAGAGGCCGCCUCACCCCGCGCCCGCAGCCGCACGCCCGGGCUACGAUCGGCCCACGGCCGGCGGCCAGGCCGCGGACCGCACCCACCCCGACUACCAGGAGCCGCGGGCAAAGCCAGCCGCCAGCGCCUCCUACGCGGCCCCCAGAGACUGCCUCCGACCCCUCAGCCCCACGGCCAUGACCGCUCUUUUGUGA
Puma concolor (puma) is the source of this 2379-nucleotide messenger RNA. Lineage: Eukaryota; Metazoa; Chordata; Mammalia; Carnivora; Felidae. The record is from RefSeq and is a predicted model, not a curated record.